Molecule: messenger RNA, 1725 nt
Organism: Pseudocercospora fijiensis CIRAD86
Lineage: Eukaryota; Fungi; Ascomycota; Dothideomycetes; Mycosphaerellales; Mycosphaerellaceae
Exons: 4
Coding region: 1-1725 (574 amino acids)
Biological process (GO): transmembrane transport
Molecular function (GO): ATP transmembrane transporter activity; calcium ion binding
Source: RefSeq, a predicted model, not a curated record
AUGGAUGGCGAGUCACAGGCGCAACGGGAGGCGCGCCUGCGCUCGCUAUGGGCAAAGCUCGACACAAAGCGCAAGGGGACUCUGGACUAUGAAGCUCUAAAGAGAGGUUUGGUUCUGAUGAACCACCCACUCAAAGACGCCGAUGGGCUGAUCAAAGAUAUGCUCACAUCUUGCGAUAUCGACCACGACGGCAAGAUCAGCUACGAUGAAUUCACUCGUUUCUGCACGCGAACGGAAAAGGAGCUCUGGCGGCUCUUCAAGUCGAUCGAUCACGACAACAGUGGCAACCUGGAUAAGAGCGAGCUUUCCGCAGCCUUUGAGCGGGCAGGAGUGGCAGUCUCCAAUGCGCGGCUGGACCGCUUCUUUAGCUACAUCGACAAGGACCACAAUGGGAGAAUCGAUUUCGGCGAAUGGCGCGAUUUUCUGUUAUUUAUGCCGGCAAAUGCGCCAGGCCUCAAAGCCGUAUUCUCCUACUACCAGUCCACCUCCAAACUCACUUCAGAAGGCGACGUGGUAAUCAGCGACGAGGCACUGCAAGGCUUAGGUACGAUCAUGACCUUCCUCAAGACUUCUCUCUUCGGCGCGAUCAUACAGCUCGUCGAGCCAUCGCAAGGGGCCGCCGGUGGCCAGAACACGGCGCCUAUCACGAUGUGGGAAGGCAGCGAAGCACGACCGCAGCUCUUCGACACUCCCGAUUAUGAGGAGGAGAUUGGAGACGACCCAUAUAUCCCAAUCAAGCCCGCGAGGCGGAAAGAGCUGGAAGAGGAGGAGAUUGCUGCGCUGAAGAAACGACAACCAAAGCUGACGGAUUUUGUUCCGGAUGUAGGGUAUUUUGUUGCUGGAGGUGUGUCGGGAAUCACAUCCAGAACCGCAACCGCACCCCUCGAUCGCCUGAAAGUGUAUCUGAUCGCACAGACGGGCAAUGCUGAGGAUACAAAACAAGCCGUCAAGAGCGGCAAGGCUAUCAGUGCCGCCCAUCAUGGCAUGAGAACGCUGUGGAAUGCGUGCAAAGAGCUAUGGGCAGCUGGAGGCAUGCGGAGUCUUUUUGCUGGUAACGGCAUCAACGUGGUCAAAGUCAUGCCCGAGUCUUCAGUGAAGUUCGGUGCAUACGAGAUCUCAUCUUCCUCGACCUUCAUUGCCGGAGGAUGUGCUGGCAUGAUCGCGCAAGCUGUAGUCUACCCGCUUGACACGCUGAAAUUUCAGAUGCAAUGCGAGACUGUGGCUGGAGGAGAGCACGGCAGCAAGCUCAUUCUGCAUACGGCCAAGAAAAUGUGGGCAAGGAACGGCAUGGUCGCGUUCUACAGAGGCCUACCAAUGGGUCUGGUUGGCAUGUUCCCGUACGCUGCCAUCGACCUUAGUGUCUUUGAAACGCUGAAGAAGCGUAUGAUCGCAAGGAAUAGGCGCAACAACCCGAAUCUCAAGCACGACGAAGACGCGUUGCCCGGCAAUUUCAGCAUGGCGUUGAUGGGUGGUUUCAGUGGUGCGAUAGGAGCGAGCAUUGUUUACCCUCUCAACCUGCUGCGGACGAGACUCCAAAGUCAGGGCACGGCGAGUCAUCCGAGAACAUACACCGGUAUUGUCGACGUGACGCGACAAACGCUGCAGGGCGAAGGCGUGCGAGGACUUUUCAAAGGCUUGACGCCGAAUCUGCUCAAGGUGGUCCCGGCGGUUUCCAUCACUUAUGUCGUUUAUGAGAACACGAAGAAGGCGCUGCAUCUUUCAUGA